Molecule: messenger RNA, 1087 nt
Organism: Talaromyces proteolyticus
Lineage: Eukaryota; Fungi; Ascomycota; Eurotiomycetes; Eurotiales; Trichocomaceae
Exons: 1
Coding region: 188-772 (194 amino acids)
Cellular component (GO): outer membrane
Source: RefSeq, a predicted model, not a curated record
ACCUUCAACCCCCUCAGCGCUAAACCAUCCAUCCUCCAUUUCCAUUUCCAUCUUUCUAUCCUUCCUCUACAUCGACUGUCCAUCUGUAAACACACAUUUCUCAUCAUGUCCGACUACAACAACCAGUACAACAGCCAGUACGGUGGCCAGCAGGGUCACGGCCAGCAGGGCUACGGUCAGCAAGGUUAUGGUCAGCAGGGUUAUGGUCAGGAAGGUUAUGGUCAACAAGGUUACGGCCAGCAAGGCUAUGGCCAGCAAGGCUAUGGCCAGCAGCCCCAGUAUGGCCAGGAGGGAUACAACCACCAGCACCAGCAGCAGCAGGGCUAUGGCCAGGAUUACAACCAGCAAGGCAACUACGGCCAGCAGCAGGGCGGCUACCACGACCAGAGCCAGCCACAGCAGCAAUACGGCCAGCACCAGUACGGCCAGGAGGGCCAGCAUGACUACAACCGCCAAGGGUGAGUCCGUCCCACACUCAGCAGAUGUCUUUUUGUUUUGUAUUUAUACUAACGUGAACAGGCAAGAAGGCCAAGCUGGUCCCGAGGGCGCCCAGGACGGUGAGCGUGGUCUCGGCGGCGCGCUUGCUGGCGGUCUAGCCGGUGGAUUUGCCGGCCACAAGGCCAACCACGGUAUUCUGGGAACAAUCGGUGGUGCCAUCAUGGGCAGCAUUGCCGAGGACUUUAUCAAGGACAAGAAGCGUGACCACAGCCCCAACCCUCAGGGUGGCCCUCCCGGCCAGCAGGGCGGCAUUGGCAGCUUCUUCCAGAAGUGAGCGCAGUAGAAUAGACUGUCUUGACUGUUGAGAAUUCGAGGUUAUGGACGUGCUUGUGUUAUUAUUAGUUGAAUGACUGGAGAUUCCAUUAAUCGGCACGGGUCUUAUUAGGAGGCCCUUAUACUGGCGUUCGGUUGUUUUCGAGGUAUCAUUACGAAUUGAUACGUAUGCGAUGAAGUGCUCGCUUGUUCGUGAUAUCGUUAGACAGGAUCAUGUAAUCAACUGUAUAACUAGAUGCUAUUCACGAAAUUACUCUGAGCUAUUUAUAUUAUAAUAUCAGAAUAUUAGAAUACACAAAUGAUACGUGUGGGGAGA